This is a messenger RNA of Dichomitus squalens LYAD-421 SS1, 612 nucleotides long. RefSeq lists its product as uncharacterized. Bases 1 to 612 code for a protein of 203 amino acids. The record is from RefSeq and is a predicted model, not a curated record. The transcript is spliced from 4 exons. NCBI's taxonomy places the organism in Eukaryota, Fungi, Basidiomycota, Agaricomycetes, Polyporales, Polyporaceae.
AUGCGCAAAUCCAAGGACAAGGCAUCUCGUGCUUUGAAGAAACUCUUCAGACCAUCAUCGAGCGGAUCUGGAAGCACACCGAGCAAUGUAGGACGUGCAAGUCUCCAGCCGGAGCCCGAUGAGCAGCCCGUUGUUCAGCGUGUUUCAGGAGAGCAUGAUACAAUCCCGACGACAGGCACCACACUCGGCGGGAUCGAUAAAGCGGAUCUCGACCAAGCUGGAAGAGCGCUCUCGUCGCUCAAAUCUCUCGGGAAACAUGUGGCCAAAGCGCUCCAGUCUAUCGAUCCGACCGCGAAACACGUGAAGAGUUCGUACAAGCUGUGGGAACCUCUGCUGGAGAAGGUCCAGGUCUUUGCGUCAUUGGUGGAGAAAAUAGGUGACAUACAUCCAUACGCCAAGAUAGCGUCGACCGUCCUACUCUCAGUCGUCAAGCCUGUGAUCGCACAAGACAAGCGUGACAAAGCCAUGGCCGACCUUUUCGUCUCGAUGUAUGACCUCUACGACUUCGUAGUAGAAGCCGGUCGCCUCCCCGAGUUGGACAAAAAGCGCUUGAAGCUGCUCAAGAACAUGUUGAUGCAGACAGCGGAGUGCGCCUACUGUCGCGGCGACUAG